This is a messenger RNA of Cordyceps fumosorosea ARSEF 2679, 834 nucleotides long. RefSeq lists its product as hypothetical. The record is from RefSeq and is a predicted model, not a curated record. NCBI's taxonomy places the organism in Eukaryota, Fungi, Ascomycota, Sordariomycetes, Hypocreales, Cordycipitaceae. Bases 1 to 834 code for a protein of 277 amino acids. The transcript has 2 exons.
AUGGCAAACGCGCGGAACCGGCCCCAUCCGGCUAUCCAGUAUUUUGCUGGCCCAGACUGGUCCAAUUCGGACAAAACAGAGGCCCAUACACUGGAGGAGGCCGAGCAGGGUGACUGGCGUAUUCUUGAGGAGCAGAACUGCAGGGCCCUGUGGAAGGACUGCAUCCAGUAUGCGAACUGCACGCCCUGGGACAUUGUCGGCGAGAAACCCGAUAACGAUUCCAUCUGGCCGAGAGGGUUCCCCGGCGCGCACGCCUUGAACAUCGCCGUGGCGAUACAGUACGCCGUGAUCCUGCGUACCAACGAUCGACGGCCAUGGGAUCCGGCCCCCGCCAGCGCCGAUUCGCUCUACAGUAUGAUGCGGGAACUCACAGAGGCGGAUGGGCCGAUGUGGCAGAGGCACCGCAAAGGCCGCGAACUUUCCGCGGAGCAACCUAUCAACCUGUCGCCCAUGUCGCUCGUUUUCCGCGCUCUCGAGACCGAGGUAAUCACUUCUCGCGGCUCUUUCGAUAUUUCCCAUGAUGGUAUGUAUGAGGUCAAGACGCAAGACCUAAAGAGCAUCAUCAAGGCACUGGACAACAUUGUUACUCCACGUGUUGGAAUCUCCGGUUUCUUCACAACCAGCGUGCAGCAUCUUGCAACUCUCGCUGCUCGCACAACGGAGCCUAGUCCCUCUGCUCAGGAGCUUCCAGCUUUCCACGAAGUAGUCAUGGUAGAGGAGAGACGUCGUCGCAUCAGACGCCUCCGUCAAGAUGUAGCUGGUGGCGUCAGUGUCAGUGACCCCUUCGCACAUAGUGCUGGAAACAGUCCGGUUCCUUCUGAGCGCACCUUCUGA